CGGCUGUCGAAUGGGGAACAUCGCUAUAAUUGGGAGAAAGCCAUGGAGGAUAGAAGGAAGCGCCGGAGGGGUGCAAUUGUUCCUUUUCCAUGGCUGCUGGGUCUCGCCAUUGGACUAACUUCACCGUUUGCCCAGGGUCGGACUCUUCGCUUUGUUACCUUGUUAUAUCGUCAUGGUGAUCGUUCCCCAGUGAAGGCAUACCCCCAGGAUCCCUAUCAGGAAAGUGCCUGGCCACAGGGGUUUGGGCAGCUUUCUCAGGAAGGGAUGCGGCAACACUGGGACUUGGGCCAAGCCCUGCGAAGGCGCUAUGAUGGAUUCCUGAAUGCCUCGUACAAAAGACAGGAGAUCUUCAUCCGCAGCACAGAUUUUGAUCGGACCCUGAUGAGUGCUGAGGCCAACCUGGCAGGACUGUAUCCCCCAGAAGGGCAACAGGUGUUCAAUCCUAACAUUUCUUGGCAGCCCAUCCCCAUCCAUACAGUGCCUGGCUCUGUGGAGCAGCUCCUGAAGUUUCCAUUAACCCCCUGUCCCCGUUAUGAACAGUUGCAAAAUGAAACCCGGUAUACACCAGAGUACAGGAAUAAAACAGUUCAGAAUAUGCAAUUCCUGAAGAUGGUGGCACAAGAGACGGGAAUCCAGGAUGUUUCUCUCGAGUCUGUUUGGAGCGUGUAUGAUACACUGUUCUGUGAAAAAGCGCACCAGUUGCCACUUCCACCUUGGGUGACUCGUAAUGUGAUGGAUCAGCUGAGAGAGCUGAAAGAUUUCAGCUUUCAGUUCCUUUUUGGGAUCUACAGACGGGUGGAGAAAGCUCGUCUACAGGGUGGGGUUCUUCUGUCUCAAAUAAGGAAAAACCUUACUCUAGCUGCAAACACCUCUGCACACGAGCACCUUAAAAUGCUUGUGUACUCAGCUCACGACACCACUCUUGUGGCACUGCAGAUGGCUUUGGAUGUUUACAAUGGGAAGCAAGCACCUUAUGCUUCCUGUCAUAUGUUUGAGCUGUACCAAGAGGAUGAUGGUAAUUUUUCAGUGGAAAUGUAUUUUCGGAAUGAAAGUGGACACGAGCCUUAUCCACUGCAGUUACCCAGCUGUGGACAGCGGUGCCCACUGCUGAAGUUCCUGCAGCUCACAGACCCAGUUAUUGCACAGGACUGGAAACAGGAGUGUCAGAUCGCAAGCACAAUGAAAGAUACAGAACUUAUUGUGGCUUUGGCUGUCUGUGGAUCCAUCCUCUUCUUACUUACUCUCCUGCUCCUGACAGUACUAUUCCGUAUGAAGUCACAACCACCUGGCUACCGGCAUGUUUCCAAUGAAGGAGAGGAACAGCCUUGACAAUUGCUUCAGCCCCUCCUGAGGCAGCAGGAAUGAACACUGCGUGCCCCAGGAACAAGAUGGGCUGCCUUUAGUGACUGAAUAUUUCAUUCCUUUGUCUUGAUAGCUGCUUCCAUGCCCAAAGCCUCAGACUUGAAGAGCUUUUAUGAUGAUUGAAAUUGGUCUGUCUAUCAUUUGGGUAAUACAGCUAAGUACUGGGUAUGAAAUACCAGCAUGAUUUGGGGUUGCCGUUUGGUAAUGAGCAAGUAGUUUCAUCAAGGAUGUUGAUUGGCUUCCUUUGAAGCCAAUAUGUUGCCUGCCGCCUUCAGCACUGGGCAGAAGAUCUUUGACUGAAUAUAGCUUCCAACUGGAACCUGCUGCUCUUCAGAAAACUUUAUUCACUCUACUAGUUGUCAUGUGCUUCUCCUUAACUGUGGGAAAGGGGCCUGAAGCUAAACCAGCAAUAACUGGCUUCUUCAGCUGACUCAGUAACUUGGAAUCAGACUGCUGCCUCCCUCGUAAAAUGAAGUAAUCUGUUUUGAGCCCUUUGCUCUGAGGAAUUUGAUCACCAUACAGGACAAAGACUGGGUCUGGACCAAAAGUUUCCCUGCCUACAAUCUACAGAUAUUGAGUAAGAUUGGAAUACACUAUACUUCCUCUCUCUGCAGACACUCCCUUUCAGCCUCAUCAUCACUUUUCAAAAGCAGUGGAGAACUCAGCCAUAUGGUGAUUAUGCUAUGGGACUAAGAUACUUAUCACAAUUGAGACCCAGCUGGAGGAUUUUCAGAGCCAUUCUCUAUCACCAAUUUUGCACCAUGCAAAUAUCUUGAAGCAACACACACCAAAAAGGUGCUUCUUUCAAAACAAAACCAACCACCAAGCUUUUAAUUCUUGUGGCUACAAAGAAAUGUUCAUACAUAGGGGCUGUUUCCAGCUAAACUAGAAUUGCAGUUAUAAAUUGGUCACCUUUUAGGGUGCAUAUGGAGUUCCUCCCUAACAACUCUAACCCCACGAGGUGUAAGCUCUUAGCUAGAGGUUUCCCAUAAAACUAAAAUCCAGUAGCAGAAUGAUCUGUUUGAAACUGCACACUCCUAAUUCUUCACUGAUUUAAUUAAAGGCAAAACAAAUUAGUGUCCUCAGAGCCAGUCAAUACAUAAAAUUCAGUCACCUCAGGCUUCACUAUUGAUACUAACAGCAUAGAACUUCUCCUGCCCCUAGGCUUUGUGACUUUUUCUUUCAUGUUCUGAAAUAAACACAACCUCUGAGACAGAACAGAGAGGAAUACUGCCAAGUACAUUUUAUCCUACAUAAAGAUAAUCUCCGUGUAGGAGGCAAAGCCUCUACAUUUUAUACCACAUGCGGCAUAAGAAUUAAGCAAACCGAUACAGUGGCUGCUGUGCCUUAACAGCUGUAAUAAAAUAACCUCUCAUGCCAUGACAUACAUGUUCCCCCCACCCCAAACAGGCAUCUCCAUACAGGAAAAGUAUUCUAUCUACCUUAUACUUGCAAUAUAAGGAUCCCAAAAUCAAUAGCUCUACAUCUAUGCCUCUUCAAACAUACAGAGAUAAUACAAAAUUCUCGUGUGCAAAUAGCUUACUAGCUUAAAUUGGGAGAACUUGUGCCCCACUUCAUCUGCUAGUUCAGUCUUCAAAUCUCUCUUCAUUACCUGGCCCAAGUCAUAUAAUGUGGAGGAAAAUACCUCUACAAGCACAGAGUGUUCCUUCACCGCUGAAACACAUAACAAGGUGGCUUCUGGCAGCUUAAAGACUAGAUUUAUUAAAGCAUAUUUCAUGGGCUAGAGCCCACAUUGUCAGCAAUUGUGAAAUGAAUCUUGUCAGUGAAAUCCAUUUGCACUGAGAAUCCAUUUUACACCUGAUAAUGUUUCAGACUUCAAAAUGUGCUAUGAAGACCUUUUUGCUGUUCCAGACUUUACAUGAGAUCCCACUGAAAUCUUCCAGUACUGAACUAUGGCACCAUGCCCACAUACUCACAAGGCUCAUGAAAACUUCCACAGAAGCCCAAGUCUUUUUUCAGAGUUCUUUGGCCUUCCUCCCAGAUAACACCACCCAGGGCUACAAUGGGGCCAAGGCUCAACCUAGGAAUCGGUUUCAAACCGAAGACUGAACCCAGAAUACAUAUAUCUCCUUUCCCUCCACAAAAUAAGUUCACUUCAACAUUAGCUUCCUCCUUCCAACCUUGGCCGCUGAGUUCUUCAAAAACUUCUAAGGAAAGGCAGGAGCUUUUCCCAGUUAUUUCUUCUGUUCACCUUAAGUGGCAAAGGGAAGAAAGAAGCUGGGCUGAAAUAGGCAGGCUAGUUAUUAACAAAGUUUUUACCCCAUCUUCCUGCCUUCAUAGGGCCACCAAGGCGGCUAACAAAUUAAAAUCUCAUCUUAAAAACUACUAAAACCAAAAAGAGUAGCAAGUUUUUUUUAAAAAAACAGUGCAUCUAUCUACUCCUUUCCCUAUCACUUAGGCGUCUGGAGGUAGCCCACUUCCCAGGUGAAUGCAUUGUUCCUGGAGAGACUUCAUUACCACAAGCUCAAUGCCACUACAGACAAACCCCUAUCCGUGAGUACAUCUACCUCCCUAACAGCCUUUCCUGAUGCUGCCAUCUUCUGCACAGGCCUUGCUUUUGGUAUAGUGAUUCUUUACUGAUAAGGCUCUGAAUGACUACCCUAUAGAUACUUGUUUCCCCUAUCCUUGUUUUAACAAAAUACUACAGCCCACACACUACAUUUCUGACUGAAAGUGAGUAUGCUUCAGUUGUGGCCAUUCCAAUCUGUUGUUUUCCCUUGCUGAUCACCAGACAGCAUCACAUAGCUCCUGCAAAAUAGGAUGUAAGCACAGAGCCAAAGGAAGCCCUGAAGAAUAGCUGCAAGAACUAGAGCAGCUACUAAUAUCCUGAUUUCUUAGGAGCUAUGUAGCAAAUCAAGAGGGUUAAUUAUUAAAGAUGUGUGCUUUGGCACAUGGAUGAAGUUGAUGUCUUAUGAGUUAUGCUUUGUAUCACUGAAUGAUGUUUCUGUAAUCCACUUUGAUUGCUUUCUUAAUCUUUUUCAUUACAAAAAAGUGGAACUCGA
Molecule: messenger RNA, 4385 nt
Organism: Eublepharis macularius
Lineage: Eukaryota; Metazoa; Chordata; Lepidosauria; Squamata; Eublepharidae
Gene: ACP2
Product: acid phosphatase 2, lysosomal
Exons: 11
Coding region: 43-1329 (428 amino acids)
Biological process (GO): dephosphorylation; lysosome organization
Cellular component (GO): lysosome
Molecular function (GO): acid phosphatase activity
Source: RefSeq, a predicted model, not a curated record